GGGAGAGGAUGGAUGAAGGAGGGUGAGGGUCUGGGUGCCUUGAGUCGCCACUUGCCACAACCCUCCAGACAGGCCCAGGAUCAUCAGCUCCUCGUCCCCCUCCUCCUCCUCCUCUUUGCCUGAAUUACGUCGGAAUGGCAGGCGAAGGAACAAACCCAUUUGCUCAUCUCCUCUCUGAGCUCCAGAUUGGAGGGGAAACCUUCAAGUAUUAUAACCUCCUGAACCUUAAGGAUAAGCGCUAUGACCGCCUGCCCUUCAGCAUCAGGGUCUUAUUGGAGGCAGCUGUGAGAAACUGUGAUAAUUUUCAGGUGAAGGAGGAAGAUGUGCACAACAUCCUGGACUGGGAGCAGAAGCAGAAUGUCGCUGAGGGGGUGGAAGUGCCUUUCCGUCCAGCCCGCGUCAUCCUCCAGGACUUCACGGGGGUACCAGCUGUGGUGGACUUUGCAGCGAUGAGGGACGCUGUGAAGGACCUUGGAGGAGACCCCAAGAAGAUCAACCCCAUCUGCCCCGCUGACCUUGUGAUUGAUCACUCAGUGCAAGUGGAGUUCUCCAGGACACGUGGAGGGGACGACCCUGGUGGUGGGGGCUCUUUGGCCAGUCAGUCCUGUGGUCGUUGUGUGAGCUAUGGCCAGCCAGGCUGCUUGUCAGCCCCCAUGGCAGGCCGCCGCCCCAGUCGGUCAUUUGUCCGGGGGCGUCGACCGCCCAGGCAUGGCUCCCAGGGGUCAAGAUCACGUCCCAGUUCCCCUUUGUUACAAUCACAGCCUUCCAGCCCCGCGGUCUAUUCACCCAUACCAAGUGGCUUUUCACAGCCAGUAUUCAUGUGCCCGCCCCAGCCGUCAGGGACAGUCAUGGUUGGGGUGCAGCAACCUUGGCAUUAUCAGUCUGCUCCUCCCACCAGCACCCACCAACUCUCCAGUAUGUUAUCGCACAUAUCACUUGGAGAAUCAGCAUCAAGCUACCAGCAGCAAACAGUUACUUAUGGCCCAGUGGUCCACGGUUACCAGCCACCAGUGUACCCCUCCCAAGUGUCAGGGACACAGUACCCAGCCAAUUAUUACCUCGGUCCUCCAUACAUACACCGGACUGGUCUGGUUGACAGCAGAGAUGCUACACCAGACCCUAGUCAGCACUUGGACUCUGCGACUACCUGUAGUGUAGAUGUUGAAGACAUAAGCCUUAGACCGUGUGGAGUGCCUAGUGCAAGACUAAGACCCUUGAGAACACAAAUGUCCAGUGAGUCUACCAGCAAUAUUUCAGAAACCUCUAAUACCAAGAGUGACGCAUCUCAGACUCCAUCGCUAAAACUGUCUGUAUCGUCACUGCCUUCGCCUCUUGAUGUGCCAGGGAUCCCCAUUCAGGAUGAAGUGUGUCCUUUCCAUGAGCGCCAGUCUGAAUGGUCCAGUGCCCUACAGAAGAACCAAGAACUAGAGUUUGAACGCAAUUUUGAGCGCUUUGUCUUCCUCAAGUGGGGAGCGCAAGCCCUCAAGAACAUGCUGAUUGUUCCUCCCGGCUCAGGCAUCGUGCACCAGGUGAACUUGGAGUACUUGGCGAGAGUCGUGUUUAAUAGCGACAAGCUGCUGUUCCCGGACUCCCUGGUGGGCACCGACUCCCACACCACCAUGAUCAACGGCCUGGGUGUUGUGGGCUGGGGAGUGGGAGGCAUUGAGGCGGAGGCUGUGAUGCUGGGCCAGGCUGUGUCCAUGGUGCUGCCCAAGGUGGUGGGCUACUGCAUCACCGGCACACUCUCUCCACUCUCCACCUCCACGGAUGUUGUCCUCACCAUCACCAAGCACCUCCGUCAAGUUGGUGUGGUAGGAAAGUUUGUAGAGUUCUUUGGGCCUGGCGUAGAGCAGCUUUCCUUAGCUGACCGUGCCACCAUCUCCAACAUGUGCCCAGAGUAUGGGGCCACUGUGGGCUUCUUCCCAGUGGACGACACAACCAUCAAGUACCUUCGACAAAGCAACCGGGAUGAAAAGAGGAUAGCAGAAAUAGAGGGAUACUUGAAAGCUGUCAACAUGUACCGUAACUUCAUGGAUGCCUCUCAAGAUCCAGCGUAUAGCGAGGUGGUGACGUUGGACCUCGGUGAUGUAGUGCCGUCGUUGUCAGGUCCUAAACGCCCCCAUGACAGGGUGCCGGUCUCUGGGAUGAAGGAAGACUUCCUCAAAUGUUUGGCCAAUCAGAUCGGGUUCAAGGGUUACGCCAUCCCAGCAGACCAGCAUGACAAGACGGUGCCUUUCAUCUACGAGGGUCAGGAGUACACUCUGCGGCAUGGCUCGGUGGUCAUUGCGGCCAUCACCUCCUGCACCAACACCAGCAACCCCACUGUCAUGCUUGGAGCAGGUCUGCUGGCCAAGAAUGCUGUGGAGGCUGGCCUGAGAGUGGCACCGUACAUCAAGACCUCCCUCUCGCCGGGCUCGGGGGUGGUCACUCACUACCUCCAGCAUUCCGGCGUCACUCCCUUCCUCACCAAACUGGGCUUCGACAUCGUGGGCUAUGGCUGCAUGACCUGUAUCGGCAACUCUGGACCAAUCCCUGAACCUAUUGUGGAAGCCAUUGAGAAGAAUGACUUGGUGUGUUGUGGGGUCCUCUCAGGGAACCGUAACUUUGAGGGCAGGAUCCACCCCAACACCCGCGCCAACUACCUCGCCUCGCCGCUCCUUGUCAUUGCCUACGCCCUGGCUGGGAGGGUGGACAUCGACUUUGAGAAGGAGCCCAUUGGUCAUGGUAACAGCGGAGAGCCAGUGUUCCUGAGAGACAUCUGGCCCAAGCGCGGCGACAUCCAGCUGGUGGAGCAGGAACAUGUGGUGCCCACCAUGUUCAAGGAGGUGUACGCCCGCAUCACCACCGGCAACGAGCGCUGGAACAAGCUGGAGGCCCCCGAGGGUAUGCUCUACCCCUGGGACACACGCUCCACCUACAUCAAGAAGCCGCCAUUCUUCGACGGCAUGACCAAGGACCUGCCCGCUGUGAGGAGCAUUGAGAACGCCUAUGCUCUGCUUCAUCUUGGGGACUCGGUGACCACAGACCACAUCUCCCCGGCUGGCUCCAUCGCACGCAACUCCCCUGCUGCGCGCUUCCUGGCCUCCAAAGGCUUGACUGCCCGAGAAUUCAACUCCUAUGGUUCUCGGAGAGGUAAUGAUGCUGUGAUGGCUCGGGGAACCUUUGCCAACAUCAGGCUGGUGAACAAGCUUGCCAAGAAGGCUGGACCGCGCACCCUCCACAUCCCGUCCCAAGAGGAGGUCGAUGUGUUUGAUGCAGCUGAGCGUUAUCAUGACGAGAAGCGGCCAGUGAUCAUCCUUGCCGGGAAGGAGUAUGGCUCAGGCUCCUCCAGGGACUGGGCAGCCAAGGGACCUUUCCUCCUGGGUGUACGGGCUGUGAUUGCUGAGUCCUAUGAGCGCAUCCACCGCAGCAACCUUGUGGGCAUGGGCAUCAUUCCCCUGCAGUACAUGGAGGGAGAAAAUGCAGACUCCUUGGGCAUCACUGGAAAAGAAGCUUUCACCAUCAGCCUUCCAGAGGAAGUUAAGACUGGCAUGACCAUUCCUGUGCAGAUGGGUGAUCGUUCCUUCAACACAAUCCUACGCUUUGAUACUGACGUGGAGCUGACCUACUAUAGGCACGGAGGAAUCCUCAACUACAUGAUCCGGAAGAUGAUCUAGCCAGCCAACAUUCCAGAAGGAACAGGGUGAAGACUCCUUUCUUUUAGGCAACUUGAACAGUGUUUCAAUAGUCAAAAUAUGAUGUACAUAUAUAUAUAUUUAAAGAGAAAAUAUUAUAUGAUUUCAAUCUGUGUCCUUGUCAUUCAUAUCCAAAUAAAAUAAACAAAUUGAUAUACUGUUAAACUAUUAGCUUGUGAUAAUGAUUUUUGUUAUGACAAUUAAAUGCUGAAUAUUAUGAGUGCUUACCACUGAGAGAUUAUGUGGGAGGGGGUGCUGAGAGAAGAAUUAAUUGCUGCGUUCCUGUGUUGGUGUGUGUUGUCUUUUGGCUGCUUAGUGUUAAGUGUUGAAGGGUAGCUGUGUAGGGCUGUUUGAGGGCGAGUGUUGAGGUGCUGAAAGAGGUUACUAACACCCCCAGCUGCUUGAUGGCACCUGCAUUACAGUUCAUUCGUGAAAGGGUCAGGGCUGUAUCUAGAAGUUGAUUCGUGGGCUUGUUCAACAUUCUGCGGAUAGUGUUCAGCAAUCGAGGAUCAUAGAUCAUGCUAAGAUCCAUGUAAGAUUAAGUAAUGUGUUCUGUAGGUUCAUCCCCAUAGACCCCUCUUAAAUACAGCCCUGGAGAGGGAGGUAAUAGAACAAACUAGCUCAGAGAGAGAUGAUCAAUAGGAGUUGACUAUUGUAAGCCGUGUUAUUCAUCCAGUUCUCGCACAAUGCCUCUUACCUUAUCUGGGAAUCACACAUGGUUACUUGCUUUUUUGCCUUUUAUUCCUCAAACUCUUUUUCUACUGUGGCACAUUCCCUUCAGAUAAUGAUUUCUACUUCUCAGCAAGCAGUAAGAUUUCCUUUCCAUGAAUGCUGAGUUCACUAAGUUGUCAAGCAGUUAAAUACAACCUGGUGACUUAAUUACACGACUUUAGGUUUGAAGUAUUUGUGCUCAAACUCAGUUGCUUUAAUCUUCUUACAUCACCAGGCACACAAGAACAUUGCAGUCAAGUUUGCCAGAAGGUUGGCAUGGACCAAGACUUGUGUGAUAUAAAAAAAACACGAAUCACUUCUUCCAGGAUGGAGUCAGGGGCUUAUGUGCAGCCAAAUACUUUCAGGGUCUUUUUUAACGUGUGUAGGUACCAAAUAAGACAUGCCUUAGUUGUAGCAGAGGAGAAGUGUAACUGAAUGUCUGCCUUAUGCCAGUGUGAUUUCUUGUUUUUUCAGUAUAUCAUGUAACAGCUAUUGGCUCAGAAAUUUUAUUAUUUGUUCAUACAAUGAAAAAUUUUGCAUUGUUUAUAUUUUAGGUUUACUUUUUAAUCAAUGAAGCCAAUAUUUCAAUAAAAUGAGAUAAUUUUACUACUUUGUAGCUUUCAGCCUUGAAAUAACUAACUUUGGGCAGGGAACACAAACUCCUCAGAUUUUAGAUCUAUAAGAUGUUGCACCUAUAGGUAUACUGAGAAGAGUCAGUCUGCUAGUUUUCUACAGUGAUUUUUCCUAAGAAGCCAAUUAUCACUGCCAUAUCCUUGUCUUUGUAGGUCAUAAGUACAGCGCUACAAAAUGUUGUGCUUAUUUAGUAAAAAAACUACAUAAGCACAGCAUUGAAUUUAUAUUACAGUAAUCUGUUGCCAACCAAUAUAGUUGACAUUAUAAACCUGUUAUUAGUAUAGGACAAACAUGAUCCCAUACCACUGCUGAAAACUUAGGACAGAGUAGGUCGCUGUGAAGCUGUGAUUUGUACAUCUGAGCAGCACACACUCAUACAACAGCGCCAUGUGUUGCUGAUUGUGAAACGUUGCUGCCUAAACACAGACAUAACAUGGGUCAUCUUUGAUACAGUACUAGGAAGAGAUUUAGAAUGCACAAUCAGGAGGCAUAAAGGUGCAAUGAGUACGUAUCAUAUUUUUUUCCAGUUAGUGUUAUCAUAUUUUAUUAUUUAAUUUUUCUAGCUUUUACUAUUUUAAAGUUAACCUUGAAAGGUUUGCCAAGUCUGCCCAUUCCAGUGUUCUAUUUUCUAUAUUUUGAAAAUUUGGCUGUUUUCUUGUGUGUGUGUGUGAGUGCAGCACUGUUUUGAGUGUGCUGGUCACAACAAACUGAAUUUUAUGGGUAGCUAAUUGUUUUAUGUCAAAAAUUUCAAACACUUUGUUAACUACAUUUUGUUGAAUUAGAUUAAAAAUGCAAUGUUAUUAUAUAA
Eriocheir sinensis (Chinese mitten crab) is the source of this 5826-nucleotide messenger RNA. RefSeq names its product cytoplasmic aconitate hydratase-like. Bases 135 to 3656 code for a protein of 1173 amino acids. Gene Ontology annotation, cellular component: cytosol; mitochondrion. Gene Ontology annotation, molecular function: 4 iron, 4 sulfur cluster binding; aconitate hydratase activity. The record is from RefSeq and is a predicted model, not a curated record. The transcript is spliced from 21 exons. Gene Ontology annotation, biological process: citrate metabolic process; tricarboxylic acid cycle. NCBI's taxonomy places the organism in Eukaryota, Metazoa, Arthropoda, Malacostraca, Decapoda, Varunidae.